AUGGGUAAUUUGGGAGACAGGAAUGCUAGAAUGCAUAAGAAGGUAAGCAAAUCUGGAAAAGAAAUAGUGAGUUUCGUUAGUAGCUACAUUUCAGGGUUAAACGAGAUUGAAAAAAGAAGCCCCAAAAUUUCUCCAACAGUUAGUAAGUGGAACAACCCACUUGACCAGUUCGUGAAGAUAAAUUUUGAUGUAGCAUAUGAUGGGAGACUUUGUCAAUCGACAGUGGGGAUUAUGGCUAGAAAUAGUAAAGGCAAUGUUCUGUUAUCAUGUGCAGAGAUCCAUCAACAAGUAGCAUCAGCCUUUGCUGCUGAGGCUCUUGUGUGCUACAAAGCAACCCAAAUCGGCACCGACAUGCAAUGGCCAAAGAUUAUCAUUGAAGGCGAUUCAUUAUCAAUAAUAAAAAAGUGCAAGGUGAAAAGUCCAGAUAAGUCACUGGUAGGUGCUUAUAUACAUGAUAUUCAACAGCUACUGUUAAAAUCUAGAAACUGUAGAUUUGAAUAUAUCCCACGAAUAGCAAAUAGUCUAGCACAUAUUUUAGCUAUUGAAACGUUGAAGAAGGAGUUUUACCUGGUAGGAAACGUCCCUGAAUAUGUAGAAAAGCAAACAGAAAGAGAUAGGAUGAGAGAACCAGACUAA
This is a messenger RNA of Gossypium arboreum, 636 nucleotides long. RefSeq lists its product as uncharacterized. The record is from RefSeq and is a predicted model, not a curated record. The coding region runs from base 1 to 636 and encodes 211 amino acids. Gene Ontology annotation, molecular function: nucleic acid binding; RNA-DNA hybrid ribonuclease activity. The transcript has a single exon. NCBI's taxonomy places the organism in Eukaryota, Viridiplantae, Streptophyta, Magnoliopsida, Malvales, Malvaceae.